This is a messenger RNA of Necator americanus (New World hookworm), 603 nucleotides long. RefSeq lists its product as uncharacterized. The transcript has a single exon. The record is from RefSeq and is a predicted model, not a curated record. Lineage: Eukaryota; Metazoa; Nematoda; Chromadorea; Rhabditida; Ancylostomatidae. The coding region runs from base 1 to 603 and encodes 200 amino acids. Gene Ontology annotation, molecular function: catalytic activity.
AUGACGAUCUGUACUUAUAACGUACGAACGCUUGCAUCGGAAGCGGCCAUCGAAGAUCUGAUGAUGCAAACCAAGAAGAUCAAGUACGACGUCAUCGGAUUGACCGAGAUGAGACGACGUCACACUCUCAACGCCGUAUAUGAAACUGGAAAAGAACUGUUCCUAGGAACAUGCGACAGUAGAGGUGUUGGUGGAGUUCGCGUCUUCGUCAACAAAAGUAUGGCAAAGAGCAUCGACUCUUUCGAACAACUUACGACCCGAAUCCUACGUCUGCGGAUGAGAAGAUGUGGUCCAACACCAGCUUUGACUAUCUUCGUCGCUUACGCUCCAACAUCAAGCUACGAAGAAGAAGAAGUCGAAGCUUUCUAUAUGGGCCUGGAGAAGUUCUACCGAGAAGAUCAUGAUUUCUACAAGGUCAUAAUUGGCGAUUUCAACGCUAAAUUUGGCCCAAGAAGAACGCCGGAGGAACUUCACAUCGGGACCCACGGCCUACAAUGGAAUGGCCAGGGGGAGAGGCUCUCCGAGUUCAUCAUGACGACUAAGACCAACCAUGGAAACUCGCAAUUCCAGAAGCCCUCCUCCCUACGCUGGACGUGGGAGUAA